Messenger RNA from Daucus carota subsp. sativus, 1553 nucleotides. RefSeq lists its product as uncharacterized. The transcript has 5 exons. Bases 181 to 1191 code for a protein of 336 amino acids. The record is from RefSeq and is a predicted model, not a curated record. NCBI's taxonomy places the organism in Eukaryota, Viridiplantae, Streptophyta, Magnoliopsida, Apiales, Apiaceae.
ACCUCUGUGUGUAUAUAUGCACCUGUUUACACACAUACACACACCUAUAUAUACAUUUCACUGCUCCAGCUCAUAUCUUCUCUUCUCAACUCUCUCUCUCUGGAAUCUUCUUACAGCACAUAUUUGUACGGGUGUUUUUUUCUGUUACUUAUACUGAUUGCCCAUUCUUCAGCCUAACUCAUGGCUAGGACAAAAGUUACUAAACGUGAUCCACAUCAAAGAUAUGAACUACGGGCACGAGAAGAGCCUCCUUGGGAAGAAGAGGACGAAGAGGACGAAGAGGACGAGGGGAAGACACCUGUGAAAGCUGAUGCAAAGGCCAAGGGGAAGACACCUGUGAAAGCUGAUGCAAAGGCCAAGGGGAAGACACCUGUGAAAGCUGAUGCAAAGGCCAAGGGGAAGACACCUGUGAAAGCUGAUGCAAAGGCCAAGGGGAAGAUGCCUGUGACAGCUGAUGAAAAAGCUGAGAGAAAGAAGACUGUUGCAAGUGGAAAGCUAAAGAUUGGUGAUUCUGGAGAAAGUGAAACUGCUCAGAAGAGAAAAGUUAUCUCACGUGAGGGGAACACAGAAGCUGGUGGGAGUCAAGUUAAAAAAGUGAAAACCAGGAAUAAGAAUGAGACAGAGAAGGGUGCUGUAGGGACCACCCGAGUACUUAGAUCAAAUAGUGCAAAGAAAGGAGGUGAAGCUGGGAAGGAAGCUAUCAUGCCUUCUGCUGCUAAAGAGUCUACAAGUAAGAGGGCUACAAGAGUUGGUGCAAGUCGCCAGGUUGCAUUGCAGAAAAAUGUGAAAGGAAAGAACAUUCUGAAAAGGAACGAAGCUGAAGAAGCAAGUAAUGAUGAGGACAUGCACAUCUCAGGCAAGAAGAAAAAGGAUUCUCUCACCAUCGGAAGCUCUAAGCCCAAGAAAAUCCCACCUGCAAAGAAAGAGGUACCCCUCACUAUUGGAAGUCCUAAGCCAAGAGAAAACCUUCAAGCGGAGCCAAGCAAAAGAACUACAAGGAGAGUUGGAAAGUCAAGUGAAGCUCUGUCACAGGAAUCUGCUGGUGGCUCUACUGCAGUAGCUUCAAGCAGCAAAACAGUCGGAAAACAAGUUUCCAAGGCAGAAAAGAAGAAAGGUGGAGUUCCGGCCAGUACCCCUAGCAGAAAAAACCCACCAAGGAAGGGGCGGGCAGCUGCUAAAACUGACAAGUGAAGGUCUAUAAGUCUAAUGAUGAUUGGCAGGAGUAUUAUGCUUAUAGAUGUUCGUUAAAGUGGGGGAUAUUUGGACAUUCACACCAGAUGCUUGAGGACCAACUCACCACUAAUUUUGAUAGCUAUCAUCUAUAAUUCUAUAUGACUUUAGAUUCAGUGUUGGUUUCUAAAGGUGAUUUGAAUGUUGAUGUAUGCUUUGUAGUUUUUGAGAUGUUAUUACUGUAAAAAUGUGUUUACUUGUUUAGAAUCAAAGGUGAACGAAAUCUGAAUGCAGAAAACCUGGUGUUGAAAUAUAUGCUGCUCAUUCUUCAGAUUUUGAAUGCUAUUUUGAGUGCUUUCUCAGAUAUGCCUGAACGGUUUGCA